This is a messenger RNA of Hydractinia symbiolongicarpus, 930 nucleotides long. RefSeq lists its product as uncharacterized. Gene Ontology annotation, molecular function: four-way junction helicase activity; 3'-5' DNA helicase activity. The record is from RefSeq and is a predicted model, not a curated record. Bases 1 to 930 code for a protein of 309 amino acids. The transcript has 3 exons. Lineage: Eukaryota; Metazoa; Cnidaria; Hydrozoa; Anthoathecata; Hydractiniidae. Gene Ontology annotation, biological process: telomere maintenance; double-strand break repair via homologous recombination. Gene Ontology annotation, cellular component: nucleoplasm; chromosome; nucleus.
AUGACUAGCUAUGUGUACUGUAUUGUGGAAAACCUAAAGGGAGAAGAAUUUAGAAAAGAUUUUAAAGAACUUUCCACAGUGCGCACUUAUUUUCCAAAAGCAUCUAUGUUAGCCCUUACUGCAACUGCCUCACCUCAUCAUAUAACAAGUUUAGUGAAGUCAUUGAAUAUGUCAACAGCAAAAGUUAUCAGAGUAAAUCCCAACCGCAAAAACAUAUUUCUUGACAAAAAGAUCCGCAAAAGUAAUGCUUCUGGAUUCGAAAGCUAUGAGAAUAUAUUGUUACCUAUAGCAAAUUCAUUAAAUUCAACAAAAGCUAUGAAACAAAUUAUCAUAAAGGAAAUUUCUAAGAAGAACUCACGGAUCAGAGUUAUCUUUGCUACCACUGCGCUCGGAAUGGGUGUUAAUAUUCCACAUGUAGAAAAUGUUUACCACAUUACCCCACCCAGCAAUCUUGAAGCUUAUGUUCAAGAAAUAGGACGAGCUGGCAGAAGUGAGCAACCUGCAACAGCUAUUUUGUUUUACAAUAAUUCCGAUGUUUCGGCAAAUAAAACAAAUGUGGAUAAAAAUAUGAAAUUGUACUGCCAGACAUCAACUUGCCUAAGGGAGCAUAUUCAAAAACAUUUUGGUUUCAAGCACGAACUUCAAGAAAAAUGUUGUUCAAUCUGUGAAAAAGUGGAAUUGGUAGAAAAACCAACCACUGUAAGAACUCGUUUAACAGCAAAAUUAAGAAAUGAAUUAAAUAAGGAACUAUGUAUGGCCCUAUCCAACAUUAGUGAAGAAAAUUCGAUAUUUUUGUUUGGGACUCCCAAAGAGCUUGCCGCUGACAUUUGUUACACAAGCUCACAAUCAAACACAGGUGCCCCUGAUUUAUCCAUGUUAGAUGAGAACAUUGCUAAAGAAGUUCAAAAUAUUUUGUCAAAGUAUUUUUGA